AAACUAGAGCGCUCAUAGCGCUCGGUGAUUUUUUCGUAACUCGACGAACGAGGGAGGUCACGCGCAAGGAAAGACUCGAGGAUCGCGAUCCAGAUAGGACUCGCGACCUGGAAGUCCUUCCUAAGUCCAUGCGGAAGCACGUGGCCCUAAGGUCAAGCGCUGUCGGAGGGAUAUGAGCAAAGGUUGUGGAAUUUGUGGGAUUUAUCCCCGGUGGCUGCGACAUCGUGCCACCCCAAAAAAUUUCAUCGCUGUGUACGGUCUCCUUGGCACUGUGCAGGCGAUGGCCUUCAUUUACAUCGUUGUCACCCUCACGACUCUGGAGAAAAGAUUCAAGAUACCUAGUCGCACAACUGGAUUAAUUCUUUCCGGGAACGAGAUCUCUCAAGUUUUGUCGCUGAUAUUAACCUACUACGGAGGCUCUGGACACCGUCCAAGAUGGAUCGCGAUCGGCGUGGGUCUCAGCGCGUUCUCGUGCCUGGUCCUUGCUCUACCGCACUUCCUGUUCGGUCCUGGCAGGGACGCGCUGGCGUUGACGAAGGAACACCUCGAUCAAACUCUGUUGAACAGCACCACGGCCCCCGAGGACCUGGCGAUCUGUCCCCGCGUCGUAAAACCGGAACGCUGCGACGAGGAAACGCUGAUGGACGUAAGCAUCCUUCCGCGACUGUUGGUGUUCCUCUCGCAGUUCAUCCUUGGUAUUGGCACAACGCUCUACUAUGGUCUAGGCCAGCCGUAUUUGGACGAUAAUACCAAAAAGAAAAACACUCCUAUGCUUUUAGGUUUCACGUUUGCUCUGAGAACAGUCGGUCCGGUUAUAGGAUUUCUGUUGGGUUACGGUUGCCUCAGCCUAUACAUAGAUCCUGCUUUGCAUCCUGUGAUCACCAAAAACGAUCCACGAUGGCUGGGCGCAUGGUGGCUAGGAUGGAUCAUUUUAGGCGCCACGAUGGGCAUGUUCGCUAUCCUGAUAGCCAUGUUCCCGCGUGAUCUGCCCACGAAGAAGACCGUCGCAAACGACACUGCCAAGAAGGACGGUAGCAUACCACUGAAACUGCAUUUGACCGCUCAAGAGCGAUACAUGACACCGAUGGAACCGAGGAAGUCGCUCGAGACGGAAUACAUACCGACUAUUCGUGAAUUUCCAACAGCCAUGAAAAGGUUGCUAACAAAUUGGCUGUUGACGUUCAACAAUCUAAGCGGGGUGUUUUACGUGUUGGGUGCGUCGGCUUACAUAACAUUUUUGGCGAAAUAUCUCGAAGUUCAGUACAGUACGUCCGCUGCUGGCGGUACAGUCAUUACAGGUCCGAUAUCGUUGGUGGGUAUGGUAUUGGGAUUCCUGUUCUCCGGACUGACUAUUAGCAAAUUCAAACCUGGACCUAGGCCACUGCUUGCAUGGAACGUGUUUGUUGGUGUCUGUUUCGUCGCCGGUCAAAUACUCUUCAUAUUCCUCGGUUGCUCCGACGUCGGCUUCAAAGGCCUCGACUUAGAGACUAUGCAAAUGAAUCUGUCGUUCAGUUGCAACCAGGAUUGUAACUGCGAGGGCGUGAAAUAUUCCCCGGUUUGUCACGAGGCGUCGAAGACGACGUUCUACUCAGCCUGUCACGCUGGUUGCCGGACCAUAAUCAACGACAAAGAGUUCGGUAGCUGCAGUUGCCUUCCUCUGUCCUACUCGUUGAUCCUCGACGACCACUUCCGGCAGUCGACGAGCCAGCCAAAGUUCGACAAAGUCAGGGCCGGGCCCUGCACCAGCGACUGCAGCCGCCCCUACCUCCUCUUCAUGGUUCUCACGUGCGUGAUACAAACGUUGGCGUGUUCCGGAAAAAUUGGUAACGUCCUGGUGAAUUAUCGGAGCGUGGAGAAGAGGGACAAGAGCUUCGCUCAGGGCAUCACGUUGAUGACGAUCUCUUUGUUCGCGCUGAUACCGGGCCCAAUUAUUUACGGAGCCAUCAUCGACUCGACUUGCUUGAUCUGGGAAGAGUCCUGCGGGACCAGAGGGAACUGCUGGUUCCAUCACGGACGGAACUUCCGGUAUUUGGUUAAUAUAACGUCGGCGGGGUUCUCGAUGAUAGGAGUGCUGUUUGACGCGGCGGUUUGUUAUCUCGGGAAGGAUUUGGAUUUGUACGGCGCCCAAGACGUGGACAGACGCCACGAAUUCGUCAAAGAAGACACCGCGGCGUCGAUCGCCGAUGGCGAGAAGAAGAAAGAGAUAAACGGGAACGUUAACUGACGAACGAGCUGACUGGGGUUGUUAUUUAAAUGUAUAAAAUUGAGAUUACACCGAGAACUGUUUGGUACCUGAACGUUAGAAUCAUGAUCAAUGUCGAGCGUGAAAAUAUUACGAGAUUAACUAGGAACGCGUAAGAUAACUUUUUAGUACAUUCCAUAUAUUCGAAUUUAUAGACGUUACAGAUUUAAAGCUAGAAUACUCGAACGACGUCGAUCUACGUUUAUAAUUUACGUUCGAAACUUCUCAGACUAUUCGUACGAUUGUACAAUCCCUAAUUGUUUGUAAAUAAAAUACGAAUUUUUAUUAAA
Molecule: messenger RNA, 2532 nt
Organism: Colletes gigas
Lineage: Eukaryota; Metazoa; Arthropoda; Insecta; Hymenoptera; Colletidae
Gene: Oatp33Ea
Product: solute carrier organic anion transporter family member 74D
Exons: 8
Coding region: 173-2224 (683 amino acids)
Biological process (GO): sodium-independent organic anion transport; transmembrane transport
Cellular component (GO): membrane
Molecular function (GO): protein binding
Source: RefSeq, a predicted model, not a curated record